Nerophis ophidion (straightnose pipefish) is the source of this 5190-nucleotide messenger RNA. RefSeq names its product glucosidase II alpha subunit b (gene ganabb). Bases 175 to 3018 code for a protein of 947 amino acids. Gene Ontology annotation, molecular function: glucan 1,3-alpha-glucosidase activity; carbohydrate binding. Gene Ontology annotation, biological process: carbohydrate metabolic process; N-glycan processing. NCBI's taxonomy places the organism in Eukaryota, Metazoa, Chordata, Actinopteri, Syngnathiformes, Syngnathidae. The record is from RefSeq and is a predicted model, not a curated record. The transcript has 24 exons. Gene Ontology annotation, cellular component: glucosidase II complex.
CACGUCAUCGCCAAAGCAAAUCAUGUUCACACGCUGAAACACGUAAACGCUUUACCAACUCUUAUUUCCGUCAGCUCCGCGUGAAAUAAUAAGUUAUAUCGACUAAUUAAAAAAAAAUCCCAAGUUUGAACAUCGUCGGCGUCAGGGGCGGAGUCACAGAGAUCCUUGGACAAGAUGGCGGCCUUCCCGGAGAGGAUGGCGUCCGUCCUGCUGCUGUGGCUUGCUGUGUCUCUGACUGCUACACUGGCUGUGGACAGGGCCAACUUCAAAUCCUGUGACCAGAGUGCCUUCUGCAAGCGCCAGCGGGCGUUGAAGCCUGGCGAGUCUCCCUAUCGAGCCCUGCUGGAGACCAUGGAGCUAACCAACACCAGACUCACCCUGCAGCUCAAGAAUGACAAGAACAAGGUGCGUCUCUUGCUGGAACUCUAUCGCCUCCAGGGAAACAUAACCAGGGUGAAGAUUAAUGAGCUGAAGCCACUGAAGCCUCGCUACGAGGUCCCAGACGUGCUCAUCAGAGAGCCGCCGACAGAGCCCCUGUCCCUCUUGUCUCAGGAUGAGAACGGAGUGGUUCUGUCCCUGGGGGUGGAUUCUCAAAGGGUCAUUGUCAGUGCCCGCCCAUUCCGAUUGGACAUCAUGCAGGGUCGUGACGUGCUCUUGUCACUAAACUCGCGUGGCCUCCUGGCCUUUGAGCAUUUAAGGCUACGGAAGGACACUUUCUUCACUUUAAUAACUAGCACAUUUGCAAGUGUGUGGGAUAUUGUCAAGAGUGUAUUAUCUAGCAGACAGGCAGACGGAGAGGCCGAGGAUGCAAGUUUGGCUAACGAGGAAGAGGCUGUGGUGAAUGAGAAAGACGAAGAGGGCAUGUGGGAAGAAACCUAUAAAUCAUUUACUGACAGCAAACCUAAUGGUCCAACGGCUAUAGGUUUAGACUUUUCAUUCCCAGGGGUAGAACAUGUCUACGGCAUUCCGGAGCAUGCUGACACACUCCGACUUAAAACUACUGAAAACGGAGAUCCGUAUCGGCUCUACAAUCUGGAUGUGUUCCAGUAUGAGCUGGAAAAUCAAAUGGCACUUUAUGGCUCCGUACCCGUUAUGUUGGCCCACAAUGCCCAGCGGACUACAGGAAUAUUUUGGCUCAACGCUGCUGAGACCUGGGUUGACAUUAGCUCCAACACUGCAGGGAAGACUGUCUUUGGAAAAAUGCUGGAUUAUGUGCAAGGCUCAAGUGAGACCCCACAGACAGAUGUGCGUUGGAUCUCUGAAAGCGGCAUCAUUGAUGUCUUCAUUAUGCUCGGCCCGACACCAAAUGAUGUCUUUGCGCAGUACGCCUCCCUGACAGGCACCCAAGCAUUCCCUCCCCUGGCUGCUCUGGCCUACCACCAGUGUCGCUGGAACUACAAUGACCAAGAGGACGUGCAAGCGGUGGAUGCGGGCUUUGACGAGCACGACAUUCCCUAUGAUUACAUCUGGCUGGAUAUUGAGCACACGGAUGGCAAACGCUAUUUUACCUGGGACCCCAAUAAGUUUGCCACACCCAAAGAAAUGCUUCAAAGUCUCAUGGAUAAGAAACGCAAGAUGGUAACCAUUGUAGACCCUCACAUUAAAGUGGACAGCAACUACAAGAUCCACAAUGGACUCAAAUCUCAAGGUUUCUACACAAAGAACAAAGAUGGCGGUGACUAUGAAGGCUGGUGUUGGCCUGGUAGUGCCGGCUAUCCAGACUUUUCCCGUGAAGACAUGAGAGCUUGGUGGGCCAGUAUGUUCGCCUACGACCAGUACGAGGGCUCCAUGGAGAACAUGCACUCGUGGAACGACAUGAACGAGCCUUCAGUGUUCAACGGGCCAGAGGUCACCAUGCACAAGGAUGCAAAGCACGGGGACUGGGAGCACCGUGACCUGCACAACAUAUAUGGUCUCUAUGUGCAAAAGGCCACAGCGGAGGGCCUGAUCCAGAGAUCGGGAGGAGUCGAAAGACCUUUUGUCUUGACCAGGGCCUUCUUUGCUGGGUCACAGCGCUACGGUGCUGUGUGGACAGGAGACAAUGCCGCUGAGUGGGGGCACCUAAAAAUCUCAAUUCCCAUGUGCCUAAGUAUGGGCCUGGUGGGAAUAGCUUUCUGUGGUGCUGAUGUCGGGGGCUUCUUCAAGUCUCCGAGCUCGGAGCUGUUGGUGCGUUGGUACCAGACGGGAGCCUACCAGCCCUUCUUCAGAGCCCACGCUCACCUGGACACUUCCCGCCGCGAGCCCUGGCUCUUCGGCCCGGAGAACACCGCACUGAUUCGUGAGGCCGUGCGCCAACGCUACACCCUCCUACCAUAUUGGUACCAGCAGUUCUACCACACCUACCGCACUGGACAACCCGUCAUGAGGCCACUGUGGGUGGAGUAUACCCAGGAUCCUGCUACUUAUGCUCUGGAGGACCAAUUUUUGAUUGGACGGGACUUGUUGGUGCACCCUGUCACUGAAGAGGGAGCCCGUGGAGUCACUGCCUAUCUGCCUGGAAAAGAGGAGGUCUGGUUUGACGUGCACACCUUCCAGAAACACAACGGCGCUCAGAACCUUUACAUUCCUGUCACCAUGAGCUCUAUCCCAGUUUUCCAGCGUGGCGGCUCAAUUAUUCCCAGAAAGCUUCGAGUGCGCAGAUCCUCCACCUGCAUGGAGCACGACCCUUACACUUUGAUGGUGGCCCUGGACCCACAGGGGGCUGCCGAAGGAGAGCUCUACAUUGAUGACGGACACACUUUCAACUUUGAGAAGAAGGAGUUCAUUCACAGGAAGCUGUCCUUCGCCAACAACAUCCUCUCCUCUCUAAACCUUUCCCCAGAAGCCCAGUUCUCUACCUCCUCCUCAGUGGAACGCAUUGUCAUAUUGGGUGCAAAGAAGCCCACCAAGGCCACCCUGAGGACAGCUGACGGUAAGAGCAGCCAACUUGAGUUUGACUUUGACACGGCUACGUCCGUCUUGACUCUGCGCAAGCCGGGCAUGAACGCCGGCACUGACUGGAGCGUGAUGCUGCAGUAACCAUGGAGACGGAGGAGGAGGAGGAGGACAAAGUGACUGAAGAAAAGAGGAGGAAUGAGCACUGUGAAUACUAAAGGACAUCCAUCUCUACACUUGUUUGCCCCUCUUGUUUUCAUCUGUAACUAAUAGUAACCACUAGAUUAAUCAGCUCUUAGGAUCAUUCUCAAAACCGAUGCUUACAUUUUUUUUAUUCAAGAAUUGAUUAAGAAAGCUGCUCCUAAAUCUUUUUACUGAACAUAUCGCAUUCUUUUUCCAAAGGUUAAUCCCACUUUGGAGGCCAAUCAAGUCAAUCAAGCUGCUGCACAAAAACUUUUUGGUAAUGGAAAUCUUUUCAGCAACACAACUUUGUGUGUUAUCCUGCACACACUUUCUUUUAGCACUCUUCUUUUCUUGACUGUAUUUUUUCUUGCACUUGAAUCCAAGUGACAACCUUAAGGUGACUGUUGUCCACUCUAUCAGAGCAUCACUGGUUCAAAAGAAGAUAUUCCAAAAAUAAUACGUCGUGUUCAUGUAGUCUGUCACCCGGCGUCCUGUUCAUGUAGUCUGUCACCCGGCGUCGUGUUCAUGUAGCCUAUCACCCAGCGUCGUGUUCAUGUAGUCUGUCACCCGGCGUCGUGUUCAUGUAGUCUGUCACCCGGUGUCGUGUUCAUGUAGUGUGUCACCCGGCGUCGUGUUCAUGUAGUCUGUCACCCGGCGUCGUGUUCAUGUAGUCUGUCACCCGGCGUCGUGUUCAUGUAGUCUGUCACCCGGUGUCGUGUUCAUGUAGUGUGUCACCCGGCGUCGUGUUCAUGUAGUCUUUCACCCGGCGUCGUGUUCAUGUAGUCUGUCACCCGGCGUCGUGUUCAUGUAGUCUGUCACCCGGCGUCGUGUUCAUGUAGUCUGUCACCCGGCGUCGUGUUCAUGUAGUCUGUCACCCGGCGUCGUGUUCAUGUAGUCUGUCACCCGGCGUCGUGUUCAUGUAGUCUGUCACCCGGCGUCGUGUUCAUGUAGUCUGUCACCCGGUGUCGUGUUCAUGUAGUGUGUCACCCGGCGUCGUGUUCAUGUAGUCUGUCACCCGGCGUCCUGUUCAUGUAGUCUGUCACCCGGCGUCGUGUUCAUGUAGUCUGUCACCCGGCGUCGUGUUCAUGUAGUCUGUCACCCGGCGUCGUGUUCAUGUAGUCUGUCACCCGGCGUCGUGUUCAUGUAGUCUGUCACCCGGCGUCGUGUUCAUGUAGUCUUGUCACCCGGCGUCGUGUUCAUGUAGUCUGUCACCCGGCGUCGUGUUCAUGUAGUCUGUCACCCGGCGUCGUGUUCCUGUAGUCUGUCACCCGGUGUCGUGUUCAUGUAGUCUGUCACCCGGCGUCGUGUUCAUGUAGUCUGUCACCCGGCGUCGUGUUCAUGUAGUCCGUCACCCGGCGUCGUGUUCAUGUAGUCCGUCACCCGGCGUCGUGUUCAUGUAGUCUGUCACCCGGCGUCGUGUUCAUGUAGUCUGUCACCCGGCGUCGUGUUCAUGUAGUCUGUCACCCAGCAUCGUGCCGUGCACGCUCUUAGUGUGUGCACAAAAGCAACUUACAAUUUGCUACGAUAUAAAUACACUCAAUUGUAGCUAAACUUUUCUCUCACUAGAUGACGCUGGCAACUAACAUGACUCAUGAGUUACGUCGGGUGUUGUUGAUGCGGAAAAAGGGCAGCAUAUAAUGCUUGCAACACUUUUGAAAGUUUGCAAACAGUCACUUUAAAGGUUGUUUGGAUAUUUUAAGAUUUCUUAAGUCUGACAUUUCCAUUUCGUAAUGGGUUUUCCUUUUUCCCAGUGUGAUCUUAGUGUGGUCAUACUCCUUGUUUUCUGCAGCUCUCGUGCUUCUCAAUGAAUAUGGAUACUGUGCAAAAUGGAGGAGUUCUGGAUUGUCAAUAUAACUGAAAGUUUCACAUUUUGAAUUUAACUACAGAGAGAGAUUGGCUUUCAUAAUUUCCAUUUGGUUCAGAUGCACCUGCAGACGACAAUGGUUUAGUCCGAUGUGAGCUCAUCUUCCAAUAUUGCAUUUCUGUCCUAUAGUCUUUCGUAUUGAUUGAUAGUUUUUAUGAUCGCACCUUGCUGCCAUUUAGAUGGCCGCAGCUUGACACGGGGGACUGAAGUGAAGGAGCAGACUCCUUCUAGUGAUAUGACCAAGUGAAAAUAAAGAUGACCAAUUGUGA